AUGAGUCCACACUUCGGCGAGGUUACAGUUCCCGAAAGUAACCAAUUUGAUAUCGUCAUCAAGGUAUGGGUACGAGCCGGUUCUCGCGACCCAUGGACCCUUUUCAUACGAUGGCACGCUGACCUCCGCCACCUUCUGGCGGUGCCAAAUGUUGAAAUCGACGAUGUAUUUCACGAUAACUGCGUCAUCGUCAAACUACAAGAUCAGUACUAUACAUCGGCCAGUUCAAUGAAGAAGGCAUCUCGUACCCAAAGUCAUUCCAGGAACCACACUUAUAUGCUUGGCUCGUACAGCUUUGAUGGGAUACGAUCUCUCAACAGUCUCGAUAAAUCCAUUAAAGAACUCCACCACUCCAAGCAUACCAUCUCCAAGACCAUCGACACCAUUAUCGACAACAAAAACAACCUUGGCGAGGAGGUGCUACUGAACGAAUCAUUACGGCUUAAGGUAAAUCUUGGUCGGCUUUCAAAGGAUAUCAUCAAACAAAGAAGUACCAACGAUAAUGUGAUGUCCGAGAUCAUGAAUCUCAAGAUCAAAAUCAACGAGAUUUCUCUGUUCAAAGACGACGGGAAACGGGAGUUCACCAGCAACGCCGAGCUGGAGAUCCAAUUUGUGCAGAACCAGAUUCCAAAUUACCAGGACAGUUUGGAUGGCAUCUUUUCCUCAAUGAGGACGCACCUUAAACGGUUUGGGACAAUUAUCAGCGAUAUCAUCCAGAUAGAGAAACGAGACGACAUGUACAAUUUAUACGUGAUGGGCCUUGAAUUUCCUGCAAACAUCCAGGACUUACUACACAAACUAUAUCAUGAGGACUCCCGGUUGGGAAGUGAGUACGACUUAGAAGAAGGCCAUUCGGUGGUAAUCACUCAGAUCAACACGGGCAUUUGGUACAUCAUCCAAACGGUGGAGGCAUUGAUCCAAAUCACCAACCUUCAGGUGUAUUACGCCAUCCGAGUCCAAGGAGAACGAGUGGUAAUUGAGGAUUUCAAAGGCAAGUGUUACCCUCUCUUGUAUGAUCCGGCAAGUACGAAAAAGCUGAACGAAGGCACCAAAAACCAGCCGUUUGAAACGGCCAUAAUGCUUCUCAACAAAGACUUACUUCUCGUGCUCCACAACGUGAGCACGCUCUACCGCGCGUUCGACCCAGCGGCCGCACCACUUCUCAAUAAUAUCCCCAUCGACUGUUUAGACAACUUCUUGUGGAACCUACAGUAUGUGCUACUUUACAUCACCGCGGGCGAAGUCUAA
Yamadazyma tenuis ATCC 10573 is the source of this 1248-nucleotide messenger RNA. The record is from RefSeq and is a predicted model, not a curated record. NCBI's taxonomy places the organism in Eukaryota, Fungi, Ascomycota, Pichiomycetes, Serinales, Debaryomycetaceae.